Messenger RNA from Amblyraja radiata (thorny skate), 9416 nucleotides. RefSeq names its product bridge-like lipid transfer protein family member 2 (gene bltp2). The transcript has 47 exons. Lineage: Eukaryota; Metazoa; Chordata; Chondrichthyes; Rajiformes; Rajidae. The coding region runs from base 108 to 7724 and encodes 2538 amino acids. The record is from RefSeq and is a predicted model, not a curated record.
CCCGGCGUGCCGCGGAUGGGCAGUGCCGGGCCGGUCCUCCUGUAUCCCGGCGUGCCGCGGGAGGACAGUGCUGGGAGAUGUGAGAGUGAGCGGCCCGACUCGCUGCCAUGGGCAACCGGCGGAGCGCGGCCCGGGGCAGUGAACCCACCAGUAAGUUGGUGCUCGCUUCGAAAUGGAAAGGCGCUUUGUCCAAAGUGGGAGUCUCCCUCUCGAGCUGGUGUUCGGGAUCUUUCCGUACCGGUGGAAAGUAUGAACAAGAACAACUACUACCAGUCGGGAUGCGAGCUGAGUCUCUCAAGCAUGCAAGCACUGGCUGGCCCUUUCCUCGCUUCAUCUCUCUCUUCUUCCCAGUCUUUCCUUACAAAUCGCAGCAUAUUGAUCAGGAAUUCCAGGAUAUUGAGUUCAUUGCAAGGGGCUCCUUGGGACCAAUUCUGAAAGUCCGCCAAAGGACUGUGGAGAAGACUUACGCAUUGAAAGUGCUACUGAAGGCGGAGGUUGUGCGACAGGGAGUCCUGCAGCAAUGCAAGGAUGCAGUUGUAAUUCAGAAGCAGGUCCUCCAUCCCUUCGUGCAGGGAGUUCGGGAAUGUUGGCAGACUUCACGGCUGCUCUUCAUUAAGUGCGACUACCACCAUGAUGGGGACCUUGGCAGAUUCUGGGCCGCCCAGAAGCCGCUGGCGGAGGGCAGAGUGCGGGUGUUCGCAGCUGAGCUGGGUUCUGCCAUUGAUGGAGAACGUUCUUCUGAACGAGCGAGGCCACCUGAUGUUGACGGAUUUUGGAUUGUCCCGCAGACUGUGGCGAGGAGAGAGAGCGUGCACCAUCUGUGGAACUAUUGGCUACAUGGCUGCUGUGUGCCGACCCCCAGCGCCGCCUGCACCGCCUCGACGCUUUCAGUGAGCACUGCUUCUUCCAUGGCCUGCCCUUCGACCCUGUGCUCCUGCAGCAGCUGCCCCUGGAGCCAAGUCAGGUGGUGGGUGAUGGACCCUCCCUGUCUCAGCACCCUCCCCACCUCUUCCCUGAUUUCGACUGGGAGCCGCUUGCUGACUCCGAGACGCCCCUGGCAGCGUGAAGGGACGCACUCACCGGUCGCUCGUCUGUGGCUGCUGUCCCGCAUCGUCACUCAUCUCAUCCACAACUGGCUGCACCUCGACCUCAAGAUCGGCUCCGUGGGCUUCCUCUCGCUCCACAACAUCAGCAUCAACAUCUGUGCUCCAUGGACUGUGGAAGUGGACAGAAUCUGGCUCUCCUGUAAGCUGCUGAACCAUGAGUUACCUCACUACCUCGGCCUGUGUGUGGGAGAGGUCCGCUUGCAAGCGGACUUGCAAGCUGCUGCUACGGAUCAAGAGGCAACGGAAGCCGCUCCCAGGGAGAACUCAAGGAAGAAGCACUGGGCCCUCCAACCCUCAAUGCUGCGCCUGGUGUCGCAGCUGCUUACAGUCCACGUGUACUCCAUGAAUGUGAUGGUGCUGAAUGCCGGUAUCCAGGAAUCCCUGUGGCAUGUGGCCGUCUCGAGCUGCAUGUUUGUCUUCUGCUGUAACGGCAGCAGCAUCAAGUGUGAGGGCAGUGUGAGGAAAUUGACCAGCAAAUGGAUAACGAGCAGCCAGCUGGAGGAUUUCUGCCUGGCGGACGCGUCACUGAGCCUGGCGGUGACUGUGGUCAUCAGCCUGCCCAACCUGAAGGCCCUCAACACGGAGCUGACCAUCGAUGGGCUGAAGACCGAGCUCCACGAGGGAUUCUUCACCUCGCACCUGCUGCAGACCGCACUGUCGCAGCCCAAGGUGCUGCAGAAUGAGACUGACCUGGUGCAGCAAGGGCCCAGCACCGAUGUGGAAGAAGAUGACAGAGAGGAGGAUGCCCUGGCUUACAGGCCUGCCUUCAUGAAAUACCUGCCGCAGGCAGUUACGGUGCAGAUGGAGAACACGAACGUCACGCUGUCAUUAAACAGCCAGCAGAGGCAUCUACACUGGAGCCUGAAGUCAUUGAAUUUCCACUACAAGCUCGAUGAUCUUUACCACUCCAUUCAGCAUGCCUUCCUGCCUCCAAUCACCAUCCAGCUGAAUUUCAAAGAUGGACUGCUCCUGUCCCAGAGUCGGCAGCGGAUUGUGACCCUGGCCAAGCUCAGCAGCUCCCUGCAGAUCACGGGCAUUGACAUCUCUGCAUCCGUCAUCAUCCACACGUGCAUCGUUCACUAUCGCCACUCAGAGUUUUCACACUGGCAUGCCUUGCUGCCGAGCAGCUCCGCAGAGCCAAAAGCUGCAAGAGAAAGGUCCUUACCUCAGCUCAAGGUCCCCAUCAUCCUCAACUGUUCACUGACCAACGUGAGCGGCUCCCUCCAGUUCUUCGAGACACCCACCUUCGCACUGGGUCUCGGCUCCGUAACUGCAGACACCCAGCACCUGAAGGCCCGCAGUUCGCAUUGGCGUGGUAACCUGGCAGUGAGGAACCUUUGGUGGCGAGCGGGUGAUGGGUCACAGGUACUGAGAGCCCCACCUCCAGCCAAGACGCACGUGUGGGGAGAUGUUCUGGUGGUGGAGACGUUCAAUAUGCAGGGGAGUUACAGUCAAACCAAGUCUCUCAUGGGCGAUCACGCCAAGAAUCUGCACCUGGACAGCAUGGUGAGCGAGCUGCAGCUGGAGGUCUCGGAGACGGCCGUGGAGUGUCUGUCCAAGGUGCUGGCCCUGAUGCAGGGAGGUGAGCAGAAACCUUUGGCAGAGAGCCCAGACAACGGGGAAUAUACUACUGCAGAUUUGGACUUCAACAGUAGACAAAAGGUCCAAUUCUCGAAAGUGGACGUUAAACUGGAACAUAUCACCCUCUUCUUUCUCUCCAGUACAGUAGGUGCCAGCAUUGUACAGAUGAAAUCCUUGUCCAUUAACAACAACACGGACAGCUUAAUCAGCGAGGUGGAGAAUUUGUCCUUGGUAGUGGAGAAGGACAUAAAGAGCAGCAUACGGCUUCUGUCCAAUGUGGAACCUAUCUCCAAGCAACUCCUCUCUGUGUCCCAGUUCACUGCAGCGUUCUUCAUGCAUGGCUGGUCCUUCGAGCUGAGCUCGAUCCAGGACGUCAGCGUGCAUUGGGACCCUCCCAGACACAUGCUGCUGAACCACCACCUGCAAGAGGCGGCCUUCCUCCAGCGCAGCCUGCGUGCCAGCCUGCCGCAGGGCCGGCCGGCGGGGAGCGGUGGCGGCAAGGUCAGAAAGCUCCUCCAUCUGGCGCUGGAGCUGAAGAACCUGGCGGUGAUGGCAAGCCUGGGCCCAGAGCACCAGGUGCAGCUGCGGGCAGAGAACCUGGUGGGCACGAGCAGGAGCCUGCAGGCCUCCCAGGUGGUGCUCAGCUUCGACGGGCACGACAUCUUCUUGGCCAAGGAGGCCGACGUGCGGGGAGGGGAUGCGGGCGAGCGGGAGGCCCAACCGGGGGCCAAGAACCGGCUGUGGACCCUCCAGCUGUCUAGCCUGGCCGUAGAGUUCCCCUUCCGCUACGAAUUCUCCAGCGCCUUUGACCGCUGUGUGACGGUGGUCAAGUGGCUGAAGACCUUGCACGGGUCGGGCGCCGGGGUCGAGGGUUCAGAGGGGCCGCUGCCCCCUGACCUGUCGCUGCGGGUUGGCCAUUUCUCCAUGGUGCUGCUGGACAACGUGUUCGAGGUGAAGCUGCGGGACGACUAUGAGCUGAUGAAGGACGAGAGCAAGGAGAGUGCAAAGCGGCACAAGCUGCUGGACGCCCGGGUGACCGCUCUGCGCAAGCAGCACGGCGAGCUACUGCCCGCCCGCAAGAUCGAGGAGCUGUACGCCGCCCUGGAGCAGACCAACAUCAACAUGUACGUGCAGCGCUCACAGCGCCUCUACGCCAACACGCCCAUGCGCAAGGCCCUGCUGACCUGGGCCGUCAGCGAGCUGGAGAUCGGCGCCGCCGCAGAUCCCUCUGCCCACGGGCACGGCCCGCUGCAGGAGGAGAUGCGGAGGCUGGACAGCGUCAGCCCCUUCCCCCUGGACGGCCUGAGGCUGCUCAUCCAGUGGUGCCGGCGCGUGACCUUCAAAGCCAAGGCCUUUCUCGUUCGAAUCCGUGACUAUCCCCGGUACCUGUUUGAGAUACGGGACUGGAAGCUUUCGGGGAAACUGAUUGGGGCGGAGGAGGACGGGCGCCCCCGUCCCCGGCGCAAGGUGCAGCUGCCCCUGGGGGCUCCCUGGGGGGACGUGGUCAUCGAGAGGAACAUACCCCCUUUGAAAUGGUACCACGACUUUGAGAGCCAGAUCUCCCUCUUCACCAUCGUGUGGGGUCCAUGCUGGGACCCAGCCUGGACACUGAUCGGGCAGGCCAUCGAUCUCCUCACCAAGCCCACCAUUGAUCCCAGCCCCCCUCUCACCUGGUGGGACAAGAGCCGGCUGCUCUUCCACGGGAGCUGGAAGAUGGACAUCGAGCAGGCCAACCUACAUCAGCUCGCCACUGAGGACCCCUACAACACCACGGAGAACAUGCACUGGGAGUGGAGCAAGUUACAUUUCAAAUGGAAGAACUGUGAAUUCAGCUUCGAAGGAGACCUGGAUGUCAAUGUGCGAACAGCAUCAAAGUACGACGACUGCUGUUUCCUUCACCUGCCUAACCUGCGCCUCACCAUCGGCCUGCAGUGGGUCUCCCUUGGGAACCCCUUCGACCACCACAGCGUGGCACUGUGCGCCCCGCACGGCUUGGAAGCCUUGCCGGAGGGAGAGGUGCACGAUUCCUAUAAACUCUUUCGAUCCCUGAAUCUCAACCUGUCGGUGAUGAUGAACCUGGAUGCGGCAGGAAAAGGAAGGACAGAGUCGCGCAUGCUGUUGUACAGCAGUACUCUGCGCUGGAUGCAGAAUUUCUGGGCAAUGUGGACGACGGUCUCCAGACCCAUCGGUCGGGGCAAACUCUUCCAUAAUCUGAAGCCAAGCAAGAAGAAGCUGAGCCAACAUUACAAGCUGGUCUCCUUCAACCCUGUCUUCCCUCAGUUACAGGUUCAUUACUGGGCAUCGUUUGCCCAGCAGCGCGGCAUCGAGCUCCAGUGCUCCCAAGGGUAUGUCUUCACCCGAGGAACCCAGAGGUUCAUUCCCCAGGCAGGGGGCUCGGUGCUGCGGCGGCCCAUCUCCGAGUGGAACGUGACGGAGAUGUGCAGCGAGCUGAACCUGGUCACCGUCUACCUGAUGACGUCGGCCGCGGAUGAGAGCACCGAGCAGAGGCUGGACGCACAGGUCACCAAGACCCACCUCCUCAGCCUGUCCUCACUCAGCUAUCAGCGGCAGAGCGGUAGAGUGGAGGAGGAUGUAUCGGUGAAGGAGGAGAGGAGCUACACACACAAGCUGUGCCUGGUUUACCUCCGAGCAUCCUGGACCCCGACCAACCGCACUGUGGCUUUCGGCCUCUACGACGGCUACAAGAAGGCGGCCGUGCUGAAACGCAACCUGUCCACCGAGGCGCUGAAAGGGUUAAAGAUCGACACCAACCUGCAGUCCAAGAAACCCAAGCGCCCACCCCCGCCACCCCCCACUGUCUCCACUCCAGAGGACAAGAAGACGGAGCUGAAAGCGCAGGAAUCGGCAGGGAGCAGGGCGGCAGGGGGCCUGCGUGCAGCAGCAGCCAGGGGAGGUGCCUCCAUGCUGCAGAGGCUGAUUGAGGAGACGGACAAGUUUGUGGUUUUCACGGAGGAGGACUCCGGGGUGUGCGACCAGCUGUACGGGAGUGCCGCGUGUCAGACGGACGAUGUGAUCAACCGCAACUGGCUGAUCGAGCUGGUCAACUCCCAGGUGAUGUUGAGAGGUGCAGAGACGGAAGGCUGCGUGUUUGUGAGUGCCGCCAAGGCGCAGCUGCUGCAGUGCCUGCACCACCCAGCCUGGUACAACGACACGCUCAAGCAGAAGACCACAUGGACCUGCCUGUUGGACGGCAUGCAGUACUUUGCCACCAUGGAAACCAACCCUGAGGAGAAGGAGGAGCGGCAGCUGUGGCUGGAGGUCAAAAGCAUCGAAGAGCAUCGGAGCCGGAAUCUGGACUCGGUGGCGGAGCUGAUGGAGAGCGGGCAGGCCGUGGGAGGAAUGGUCAGCACCACCACAGACUGGAAUCUCCCCGCUCAAGGCUAUGAGACCCAGCAAGUACAGAGGAUAAUCUCCCGCUGCAGCUGCCGCAUGUUCUACGUCAGCUACAGCCAUGACAUCGAGUCCGAGCUGACAACCCAGAUCAAGCCGCCCGAGGUCCAUGAAGACCAGAAGGAGGACCUGCUGAAGAAGCAGAAUGGUGCCGUGGACACAUUCACUCUGAUCCAUCACGACCUGGAGAUCUCCACCAACCCUGUGCAGUACGCCAUGAUCCUGGACAUCGUCAACAACCUGCUCCUACUCGUUGAACCAAAACGCAAAGAGCACAGCGAGCGGAAGCAGCGGGUCCGGUUCCAGCUGGAGAUCUCCAGCAACCCGGAGGAGCAGCGCAACAGCAUACUGCACCUGCAGGACGCCGUCAGGAUGCACGUCACCCGGAUCCGGCAGCUGGAGAAACAGAUCUACCUGAUCGUCAAGUCAUUGCAGGACGACAGUCGGAGCAGCACGUUGCUGAACCAGAGCCAUGACCUGCAGAUCCGCCUGAACCAAGAGAAGACCGAUCUACAGGCCAAGAGCGAGGAGCUCAACAUCCUCAUCAGGUGUUUCAAGGACUUCCAGCUGCAGCGGGCCAACAAGCUGGAGCUUCGCAAGCAGCAGGAGGACGUCAGCGUGGUGCGGCGCACCGAGGUCUACUUCGCCCAGGCCCGCUGGCGCCUGACCGAGGAGGACGGGCAGCUGGCCAUCGCUGAGCUGGAGCUGCAGCGUUUCCUGUAUAGCAAGGUGAAUAAAUCAGACGAUACUGCUGAGCAUCUGUUGGAGCUGGGCUCCUUCACCAUGAACAACCUGCUCCCAAACUCCCUCUACAAGGUGGUGCUACGUCCCCAGAACCCCUCGCAGUCUGCCCGCCAGCUCGCCCUCCGGAUCUUCAGCAAGGUCCGGCCCCCGGUGGGAGGGAUCUCGGUGAAGGAGCACUUUGAGGUCAACGUCGUUCCACUGACUAUUCAGCUGACCUACCAGUUCUUCAGGAGGAUGAUGGGCUUCUUCUUCCCGGGCCGCAACGUGGAGGAGGAAGAGACGGGCGCGGACGAGGAGGACAAGUCGAAGCUGGUGACCACAGGGAUCCAGGUCGGAAUGAAGUCUCGGCAGCACAUUCCCGAGGACUCAAUCAGCCUGGGAUCGGGGAAAGGAGUCGCAGCAGGAUUAAACAGGAGCUCAGGAGUCCGAAGGUCCUUCCGGAAGCUUCCAGAGCAUCCAGUGGACGAUAUCGAUAAGAUGAAGGAGAGGGCAGCGAUGAACAACUCUUUCAUCUACGUGAAAAUUCCUCAGGUCCCGUUGUGCGUCAGCUACAAGGGUGAGAAGAACAUCGAGGACUGGAAGGACUUCAGCUUGGUACUGCCCUGCCUGGAGUACCACAACAACACCUGGACCUGGCUCGACUUCGCCAUGGCCGUCAAGAGGGACAGUCGCAAGGCUCUGCUCGCCCAGGUGAUAAAGGAGAAGCUGCGGCUGAAGCCGGCCUCGGGCAUGGAGUCGCGGAGCCGUAUUGCGGAGCCCAAGACGGACGGUAACCUGCAGCAGCAGGAGGAGGACGAGAAAGCCCGGCUGCUGAUCGGCUCCAAGCUGCUUCCCGGAGACAAGUCGUCCAGCAAGAAGUCGCUGUUUGGGAAGCGGAAGUGAGGAGGGAGAUGGAUUCUCACACUCCACGUCCGGACACUCCCAACACCACAGGAGGUAGGGUGGGUCAGACGUUGCACAGCCAGUCACCCCUCUUACCCCACCAGCCUCUGAGCUGCAACCCCAGGCACUUUCACUGUUGUAAAAUUGUGUAAAGAGAAAAUUAUUAUAGACGUUUAAAGAGUAAACUGUGAUGUAAUUAAUAUUUACACAAAGUUGCACUGUUUUGUAACUGUAAAAUUUGUAAUUUACUGAUAUUUUCUGUCUUUGAACUAUAAUUGUGAUUUUAAAAGAAAUUGUCUUUGUGUACAGUCGCUCCCCAUUUACCAAAAAUAAGUUCUGGAAACUUUAGCCAAAUUUUUAUGAAAGAUAUCUAGCCUGGAGUUUGAAUACUCGUCAGUGGCAGGGUCCCUGUGGUGUGUUGGGCUCUGUUCAGGGCUAGUCCCUGAUGUAUGCAGGUGCUUUCUUCUAACACCUGUCACAGAGGGUCCCUGGAUGAUACGGUUGGUGUUGUUCUCUCUCUGAGGAUGUCCCUGGGUGAUCCCAUUUUUCUUGUGCUAGUUCCUAUUUAUGAACGCUUCCCGAGUAACGCAUGGUGAUGUCGGUCUUUAUUCUGGAGUGAUUGCUCCAAGGUUUGUGUUGGUUUCUGUUCAUGGAUGGUCUCUGACGCUCCCCAUUCAAGGAUGCUCCCCGAGGAUCCAUCUUGGUGUUGGUCCUGUGUGCUUGGAUGGUCCUGAGGCAACCGCACUCGGUUUACAAGUGGAGACACAAAAGACCGCGGAUGCUGGAAUCUGAUGCUAAAAAACAAAAAUAUUGGAGGAACCAGUGGGUCAGGCAGCAUCUGUGAAGGGGACAGACAAUGUUUCGGGUCGGGACCCUUGUGUCUAUUUCCUUGUAUAGGUCCUGCCUACCCCGCUGAGUUCCUACAAAACCUUGGUUUGUUUGCUGGUUUACGAGUGAGCACCUUUUCCCCCGGCCAUCCCAUGGGCAUCUGUCACACACCUUCAGUCAACACCACUUACAUCGAUGGAACCUUGGACAUAUCCAGUAUUAGAAGAAAACCAACUCCUUCAACUCCCACCCUCUCUAAAUCCCCAGAGACAAAUCCAGGAUAGCAACCAGUCACUGGGUGUCCAUUUAUUUAGUGUUUCUUCUUUAAACCUUGUGGGGAAACAUCUGAGUCUUUUUUUUAAUAUUGGAGGCAGAUUUUGCUUUAAUUUUUAUUAGGAGGAAAUAGGGUUUAAACAUAUUUAAUUCCCUCUCUUUAUAGUCUUGUCCACCAUAAAUGUGGAGACUGUAAAUGAGGGCCAACGCACCCCCAAUCCCACACCCUCCCGGUUGGCUUGGUGAAGGUGCCGUCCUCCUGCUUGUAGGAAUCUGACCUGGGCUUCACAGUGCGAGCACACUCUGGUCUCCGGGCCGUUUCUCCCUGCCUGUUCUUCUAACACACUGCCACAGCUCGAGUCAGGACUCUUCCUAAACACAGACCGUUGCCCGUGGCGGGACGGCCCCUGAUGAGCACAAAGUUAUCUCAAGCUAUCUUUGAUGUAAUCAAUGUGUUGCUUUUAAAGAAUCGAUUUUUUUUAAUGCAGGUGCUGCUGUCAGUCACAGGUUUCACUGUAACAGGUUCAUGUAACAUUAUGGGUGUGCAUACAAAAAUUACUACAGAAACCAAGGAAUAAAGUUGUUUUGUAA